Rhodamnia argentea is the source of this 1092-nucleotide messenger RNA. RefSeq names its product WAT1-related protein At1g09380-like. The coding region runs from base 16 to 1092 and encodes 358 amino acids. Lineage: Eukaryota; Viridiplantae; Streptophyta; Magnoliopsida; Myrtales; Myrtaceae. Gene Ontology annotation, molecular function: transmembrane transporter activity. Gene Ontology annotation, cellular component: plasma membrane. The transcript has 7 exons. The record is from RefSeq and is a predicted model, not a curated record.
GAUGCCAUCUUGGCCAUGGUGCUUGUACAAGUGGGAUUUGCAGGAUUGAGCUUGGUAUCAAAGCUGGCCAUGGACGAUGGAAUGAACCCUAUCGUGCUCGUCACCUAUCGCCAGAUCAUUGCUACCAUUGCCAUCGUCCCUUUCGCUCUUUUCCUGGAAAGGAAGACAAGGCCGAAGAUUACAGUGCGAAUCCUGUUCCAUAUUUUCUUAGUUUCCCUUCUUGGGGCUUCCAUGAACCAAGUUUUGUUUUUUAUGGGCCUGAACAAUGCGAAUCCCAUGAUCGCAGGAGCAAUGACCAAUACCCUCCCUGCCGUGACGUUUGUGCUCGCCCUGAUCUUCAAACAAGAAUUGUUCGAAAUGAAGACAAAAGCGGGGCGAGCGAAAAUGACCGGAACGCUACUAUGCGUGGGUGGAGCAAUGCUGCUCUCGUUUUACCAUGGUCACACCAUUGCAGAAAGUAACUCUGGUAUUCAUUGGAGCUAUGCAGAUAAAAUGACAGAUAAACGCUCGACCCACAAAAGCCACUCCAUAUUGGGACCUUGCCUUCUCUUUGGUAGCACUUCUAGCUGGGCUCUUUGGCUCAUCAUUCAGGUGAAAUUGAGCCGUAAAUUUCCAGCUCCUUACACAACCACAAUGCUAGCGUGUCUCAUGGCUAGCAUCGAAUGUUCGAUCGUCGGUGCUGUUACUGAAUGCAAUUUUGCUGCCUGGUCCUUGAGAUCCACGAUCCGGCUCAUUGCAGUUUUCUAUGCAGGUAUUGUGUGUUCUGGGCUCGCGUUCUGCAUCAUGUCCUGGUGUGUCCACAUAAAAGGCCCGCUCCAUACCUCUGUCUUCAGCCCUUUGUUGCUUGUCAUGUCGACCCUCCUGAGCUGGGCACUCCACGACAAACUAUACGUUGGAACGUCGUUAGGGGUUGUGUUCAUCAUUGCCGGGCUCUACUUCGUUCUGUGGGGCAAGGGCAAGGAAGCAGAGAAAGCGAGAAUCACUGCCGACAUGGAAGAAGCAGGCAAGUACCACGAGAAAGAAGACUCGGAGUUGCAGCCUCAUCCUCACGCAAACAACGAAAGCCGGCAGGAUCCGAACCGAUGUUCCUGA